Molecule: messenger RNA, 3501 nt
Organism: Sitophilus oryzae (rice weevil)
Lineage: Eukaryota; Metazoa; Arthropoda; Insecta; Coleoptera; Curculionidae
Gene: tll
Product: nuclear receptor subfamily 2 group E member 1
Exons: 4
Coding region: 144-1316 (390 amino acids)
Biological process (GO): cell differentiation; anatomical structure development; positive regulation of transcription by RNA polymerase II
Molecular function (GO): nuclear receptor activity; zinc ion binding; RNA polymerase II cis-regulatory region sequence-specific DNA binding
Source: RefSeq, a predicted model, not a curated record
AAAAGGUAUUCCUCUGAAAUUGAAUCGGUAGUUUGGGCUAAUUACGGCGUACUUUUGAAGAUUAGUCGGUUUCCGUGAAGUUUCCCAGACACAUCGGAAAAGUUUCGGUGCUUUUAAUUUUUGAUUUUUUUUUUCUGGAGAAAAUGACUUUGACAGUGUGCCGAAUAUUGGAUAUACCAUGCAAAGUGUGCGGUGACUUCUCUUCCGGAAAGCACUACAACAUAUUUGCCUGCGAUGGAUGUGCAGGUUUCUUCAAAAGGUCCAUUCGCAGGAACAGACAAUAUGUCUGCAAGGCCAAAGGCGCGUGCGUCAUCGACAAGAUGCAUAGAAACCAGUGCAGAUCGUGCCGGCUCAAACGAUGUGAAGAAGUGGGUAUGAAUAGAGAAGCUGUACAACAUGAACGCGGCCCCCGAAAUUCAACCAUUCGACGAUACAUGGAAAAUCAACUGCGACCGAUACCAACAUUGAACACGUUACCCAUACCGACACCGAUGUUUCCUACAACACCUCCCGUUGGCCUGAACUUAACUGUCCCCCAAAAUCUGACGCCAUCUCCAGCAUCACUAGAUUCUUCCUACUCCUCCAGAGUCAACAGUAUGCCACCAAGAACAUUUUUAUUCAACAACCUGCCAAUGAUCUCACCAUUACCACCACCUUUCCAUAUCGCUCUACCUGCCAUGGUCAGCCCCCCAGUCUCACCGCCUCAAGCGUCAACUCCUGAAGAACUAUGCGAAGCUGCCGCUCGACUCAUGUUUGUUGUGGUACAGUGGGCCAGCAGUAAUGUCCUAAUGCAGACGCUGCCCUACGAAGACCAACUGGUCCUUCUGGAAGAACGCUGGAAGGACCUUUUUAUCCUGUUCGGGUCACAGUUCUUGCCACACAACUUGGAACCUCUACUCGAUUGUAAUCCUUCCUUCAAAAACGACAGCGAGCUUCGGGAGAAAGCUGCUCAGCUUCAGGAGGCACUGAGGAAAAUCAAGACUUUUUCUUUUGAUCAAUACGAACUUUCCUCUUUAAGAUGCAUGUACCUGUUUAGCAGGAGUUCGAUCGCUGAAUCUUCCGUGUCCUCAAGACUGCGCGAAAGUGACAGGAUCAAAGCAUUUUUUAAAGACUUUUACGAGUGUUUUGUGUCGUACAACUAUGUGAUGAAAAGGGACUUCCUCAGACCGGGGUGUUGUCUACGGUCACUGGACGCGUACUUUAGUUCAGUACCGGUGAGCCUUAUAGAGGAACUGUUUUUUAAGUCCACCGUGGGUAAUACUUCAAUGAAUAAAGUUGUUGUAGACAUGUACAAAAGUCAACGAAAAGUCUCUUAACAAAUGCGAAUGCUGCUAUACAGUCUGAUGAAAAAUUAUUUUAUGGCUAAGUAGUUUUUGGACAAUGGUAAAUAAUUUCUAUAGGAAAUUAGAGUAGAACUUGGUUAUAAAACUUUUUUUCAGACGGUAAAUGUCAGUAUCAAUUUUGAUAAUGUUGAUGAGGAGUUUUAGAGUCAGAGAUAUAUGAGACCAAAGUUGUUAAAGCAUGCAUAAAGACCAAUAAAAUUGGUGUGAUAAAGAGAAUUUGACAUACUUACAACGCAGAAGUCUUUUAGCUUCAAAUAUUUUAUUGGGCAAAAUCAAGACCUUUUAUUUCGAGCAAUACGAAAUGUCCUCUCUAAGAUGCAUGUACCUGUUUAGCACGAGCUCGAUCGUUGAAUCUUCCGAUACCUCAAGACUGCGCGCACAAAACACAUAUACGGAAGAAGUGCAAGCGCCCUGUUAAAUAUUGGAAACUGUAAUUGACGCGUAAAUUUGACAUUGUUGACAAGCCUACUGCUACUAGCGCCCCCACUAUCGCUUGUAGGAACUACGGACUAUAUUGUCACGUAUGGCGGGAAGAAAAUAAACAAAAUGGCGGCAAGUCAACGACCCGACAAGGAGAAAAGUGGUGUUCGAAUGACAAAUUAUGGGUCAUCAAAAAUUGUUUGUCUCCUUUCAACGCACGCUUAAGAACGAAAAAUAGAUGAACUCAAUUUCUGAAAGAUCGUCAAGGUUUUAUCUGUCACUCUUGUCAAUAAUUUAUCGGUAAGGAAGAUUCCUAGAAAAUCGCUUCUCCCAUAAGAAGUGUCAUCCCACUGACUGCGCGAACUUGACAGAAUCGAGGCAUUUUAGAGACUUUUGUUUUGCGUCAUACAACUAUGUGGUGAUAAGGGACUUGCUUAGACCGGGGUGUUGCCUACGGUCACUUGACGCGUACUUUAGUUUUCAGUACCAGUGAGCCUUAUUGGGAAACUGUUUUUUAAGUCCACCGUGGGUAACACUUUAAUGAAUAAAGUUGUGGUAGACAUGUACAAAAGUCAACAAAAAGUUUCUUAAUAAAUGCGAAUGCUGCUAGACAGUCUGAUUAAUAUUUAUUUUAUAGCCAAGUAGUUUUGAACAAUGGUAAAUAACUUUUGUGGGAAGUUACAGUAGAACUUGGUUAUAAAACUUUUUUUUCAGACGGUAAUGGCGAUCGAGAAAUAUUUAGGCAUUUCCAAGUUUUUGAAUAAGUACUAAUGUACUACCAUUUUUUUAAAAGGUGUACCUAUGCCCUUUUGCAUCUAACACCUUUAAAUAUGAUAUUAACUUGCCGAGUGUAUUUUUAUGUAAACUUAAGAAAAUUGUGAUAAUCAAAGAACAAAAAAACACGCAGAAGGCGAAUUUUUGUGUGAUAUUCUUUAUACCGAGAUUAAAAAUAUUUUAAAGACUACUUACAGAGUGCCAUAUAAAAAAGUAAUAUUUAAUACAGUAUGAUUAACCUUAUUAUACUCAAGAUGUACCAUAUUUUGUAGUCAUUUUUAAUAUAAAUGAAACAAAUUUUACAUGUUUAUAUCUUUAUAAUAUGAUCAUUAAUCAGUACCAAUAUUAAAAAACCAUUGUUUUGAAAAUAUAAGCAAAUGUAAAUUCAAAAACUUUUGUAAACUUUAAAAAUGAUGUAUUUUUCGCAUAAUUUUUGCCAUUUUUUUUUAAAUGGGUGAGUAAAUUUAGUUAAAAAUUAAAAUUUACAUACCUACAAAAAAGUUUUUAAGUGAUUAACACAACAAAUUGACUUAAUAUUUUGACUUACGUACUUAAAAGUAGGUAUAUAUAUGCAGGUUCAGUCAAUGAUUGGUAUAAAAUAGUAGAAUAUAAAUCUACACGCAAUCAAUGAUUUUGCCUGUAUUGAAGCUGUGAUCGAAAAAUUAAUUAGUAUAUUUUUUGUAUAUAUUUUUAUAAAGAAAAAAUCUGUACGACAUAGAUUGAUAAAAAAGAAUCAAUAUGUGUCAUCUAGUUUCAUAAUUACGUAGAUUUUUAAAUUAAUUUGUCUUUUUAUGUGAUUUCUACAUUCCUUUUCAUAUUUGUGAUAUUUGUUUUCAUAUUGUGUGUUAUAUUUGUGCCAAGAUAAUAUUGUAAAUAUAAUUAUUUCGAGAUCAUACGAGAUUAAUCAUACGAAAUUAAUAGUCCUACUUAGUUAUGAAACUAGACAAAAUUAACAAACUGUACA